AUGAUGGAUGCUCUAAUUAAUGAUAGAGUUGAUUUUGUAAAGUUAUUAUUAGAAAAUGGUGUCAGUAUGCAUACCUUUCUUACUAUACCACGUCUAGAAGAGCUUUAUAAUACUAGACAAGGUCCGUCCAAUACAUUAAGAUAUCUGUUUAGAGAUAUAUGCAAGGUAAGACUUCAUUUCAAGCAGCAUCAACAUUCAAAUUAUAGAGUUACUCUUCCUGAUGUGGGCGUAGUUGUACAGCAUUUAAUGGGUGGUGCAUUUAGAUCUUCAUACUGUAGAAAACGAUUCCGACAGAAAUACUAUGCCUUGAAAAAUAAUGUGACAUCAUUAGGAAAUGUAGUGACAUCCAUUCCACAUCUCGUCAAUACUAAAAUGGUGGAAGAUUUAUUCCCAUAUCCAUUCCAUGAUUUGAUGAUCUGGGCAGUGUUGAUGAAACGACAGAAGAUGGCACUGUUUAUGUGGCAGCAUGGGGAGGAAGCCAUGGCAAAGGCUCUAUUAGCAUGUCGUCUGUAUAAAGCGAUGGCACAUGAAGCUGAUCAAGAUGAUCUAGAGAUUGAACUAACAGCAGAAUUCAGAAGAUAUGCAAAAGAUUUCCAGACAUUAGCACUGGAAUUAUUAGAACAUUGUUAUAAAAUAGAUGAUGACUAUACUCAACAACUGUUAACUUAUGAACUCAAGAAUUUUAGCGAACAGACUUCACUCAGCUUGGCAAUGGUGGCAAACCAUCGUGAGUUUAUAGCUCAUACCUGUUGCCAGGUUUUAUUAAAUGACUUAUGGAUUGGUGGUCUCAGAAUGAGGAAAAAUACCACCUUUAAGGUUAUCAUGGGUAUCUUUAUACCACCAUCUAUCGGUUUAUUAGAAUUCAAGAGUAAAGAAGAAUUACAGUUGAUGCCUCAGACAAUGGAAGAACAUUUAGAAGAUCUGGAAGAUGCUGAUUCCACAGUGGAUCAUAUGUAUGCUUCUUUUGAAGAAGAACAGGUGAUUGAAGUAGCUACUAAAGAAAAUGGUGCCGUUCCUCAUGAUACUAGUAUAAUUUCACACCUUCCUUUCCGCAAGAAGAAAAGUCCUCUACGAAUGGGAAAGAAGAUAUAUGAAUUUUAUAAUGCUCCUGUAACUAAAUUCUGUGCUCAUACAAUUGCCUAUUUAACGUUUCUGGUAUUAUUUGGUUAUACAGUUCUAUCACAGAUUCAUACUGGUUUAAAAUGGCAAGAAAUCUAUGUUAUGAGUCAUAUUUUUACUUUAGCCAUAGAGAAAAUCAGACAGAUCAUUGCCUCAGAACCAGUGAAAAUUUCUAUGAAGAUUCGAGUAUUUUGGGAAAGAUUGUGGAAUAUCUGGGAUACCAUUGCAAUUUUAUUAUUUUCUGUUGGUGUUGUCUUCCGUAAUUUUGAGUCUCUACUACAAGCAGCCCAUAUCAUCUAUACUGUAGACAUAGUGUUUUGGCUGGUCAGAAUACUGGAGAUACUUAGUGUCAACAAAUACCUUGGUCCUUAUGUCAAAAUCAUUGGAAAAUUGAUAGUGGAUAUGGCAUAUUUUUUGGUGAUAUUAUUUAUUGUGGUGACAAGUUUUGGUAUUGUUCGCCAGGCAGUCCAUUUUCAGGCAGAACCUGUUGACUGGCAUUAUACAUUAAGGAAUAUCUGGUUUUAUCCAUAUUGGAUGAUAUAUGGAGAAUUGUUUGCUGAUGAGAUUGAUCCAUGUGAUGAACCUGAUAAGUGUGUAUAUGCAGCCUGGGUAGCACCAGCUCUGAUGUUUUUAUUUUUAUUGGUGGCUAAUAUUCUCAUGGUCAAUCUUCUGAUUGCCAGAUUCAAUGCAACUUUCAUUCGAAACAACGCCAUAUCACGGGAAAUAUGGAAAUUUCAACGUUAUACCUUGAUUAUUGAAUAUGAAAUGAGACCAAUAUUACCCCCACCUCUGAUUAUUUUUAAUCAUAUGUAUUUAGCUGUGAAAUAUCUACGUAGAAGGUGUAAAGGAAAAAGAGAGUACUUUGAUAAUGGUCUAAAAUUAUUUUUAUCACACGAAGACACAGAAAAACUGCAUGAUUUUGAAGAAGAAUGUGUAGAAGAUUAUUACAGAGAAAAAGAAUUAAAAUUUCAGGCUUCUUCAGAAGAAAGAAUACGUCUGAUUAGUGAAAGAUCUGAGAAUAUGGCCUUGAAAGUGGAUGACAUGAAUCAAAAAGAAAAUACCAUCAAACUUUCUCUUCAAACUGUUGAUUAUCGCUUGACAAAAUUGGAAGAAAUU
Molecule: messenger RNA, 2235 nt
Organism: Lottia gigantea (owl limpet)
Lineage: Eukaryota; Metazoa; Mollusca; Gastropoda; Lottiidae
Exons: 15
Biological process (GO): protein tetramerization; monoatomic cation transmembrane transport
Cellular component (GO): membrane
Molecular function (GO): monoatomic cation channel activity
Source: RefSeq, a predicted model, not a curated record